Dromiciops gliroides (monito del monte) is the source of this 1011-nucleotide messenger RNA. RefSeq names its product POU class 4 homeobox 3 (gene POU4F3). NCBI's taxonomy places the organism in Eukaryota, Metazoa, Chordata, Mammalia, Microbiotheria, Microbiotheriidae. The record is from RefSeq and is a predicted model, not a curated record. Gene Ontology annotation, biological process: regulation of transcription by RNA polymerase II. Gene Ontology annotation, molecular function: DNA-binding transcription factor activity, RNA polymerase II-specific; RNA polymerase II cis-regulatory region sequence-specific DNA binding.
AUGAUGACCAUGAACGCCAAGCAGCCUUUCACCAUGCACCCUGUCCUCCAGGAGCCUAAAUUCUCCAGCCUCAUUCCAGUUCAGAGGGCUAUGCGCCGAGUUUGUCUUCCCGCCCGCAGCUGCAGGGGCAAUAUAUUUGGAAGCUUUGAUGAGAGUCUACUGGCCCGCGCUGAAGCUCUGGCGGCUGUCGAUUUUGUCUCCCACGGCAAGAACCAUCCUUUCAAGCCCGACGCGACCUACCAUACCAUGAGCAGUGUGCCCUGUACUUCUACCUCGUCCACAGUGCCCAUCUCCCACCCGGCGGCCCUAACCUCGCACCCACACCAUUCAGUGCACCAGGGGCUGGAUGGAGACCUCUUGGAACACAUCUCGCCCACGUUGACAGUGAGUGGCAUAGGGGCCCCCGAGCACACCGUGAUGCCGGCGCAGAUCACACCCCCAUCACUGGGAGCUAUGGGCCACCUGCACCAGGCCAUGGGCAUGGGCCAUCCCCACGCCGUCUCCACCCACAACGGGAUGCCCUGCCUGAGCGACGUGGAGUCGGAUCCCCGUGAGCUGGAAGCUUUUGCCGAGCGCUUCAAGCAGCGACGCAUCAAACUGGGGGUGACCCAGGCGGACGUCGGCGCGGCGCUGGCCAACCUCAAGAUUCCUGGUGUUGGCUCACUCAGCCAGAGCACCAUAUGCAGGUUCGAAUCCCUUACCCUGUCCCACAACAAUAUGAUAGCCCUCAAGCCUGUCCUGCAGGCCUGGCUAGAGGAGGCAGAGGCUGCCUACCGGGAGAAAAACACCAAACCUGAGCUCUUCAAUGGCAGCGAGAGGAAGCGCAAACGCACCUCCAUCGCAGCCAGAAAGCGCUCUCUAGAAGCUUAUUUCGCUAUCCAGCCUCGACCCUCCUCGGAGAAGAUCGCAGCCAUAGCGGAGAAAUUGGACCUCAAAAAGAACGUAGUGCGGGUCUGGUUCUGCAACCAGAGACAGAAACAGAAACGAAUGAAAUAUUCGGCCGUCCACUGA